Molecule: messenger RNA, 1837 nt
Organism: Rhineura floridana
Lineage: Eukaryota; Metazoa; Chordata; Lepidosauria; Squamata; Rhineuridae
Product: sulfotransferase 1A1-like
Exons: 9
Coding region: 347-1234 (295 amino acids)
Biological process (GO): sulfation
Cellular component (GO): cytoplasm
Molecular function (GO): sulfotransferase activity
Source: RefSeq, a predicted model, not a curated record
AGGAAUGGCUUCUUCCAGACUUGUCUGAAUGGCAGAACUUUUUUUUGUUAGAUUUGGGGGUGUGUGUGAGAAAUUCCUGCCUCAGCCCAACAUCACAGAUUGCCAUGAAGUUUUACAAAGCAAAGUUUCCUGAUGCAAACAUAUUGCUUUAUUGAGCCAGAAGAGCAGCAUUAAUCUCAGCAGCAUCUCGGUUAAUACGCCAGCUCCCUCCCACCCCAGCGCCAAUCAACAGUGACAACUUCUCCACCCUUUCCUGGUCCGAGUCCAGUACACUGGAUUGGGGUGUGUGCACUUCAGCUCCCAAACCAACGCCAGCCGCUAAACCAUCAGCACCUCCAGAACAAGGAUGAAGCCAGAUGGAGAGUCGGAGCGCCCUUCCUUGGUCUCCCUGCGAGGGGUUCCCAUGAUCAAGACGUUUGCUGACGUCAUGGAAGAGGUGGAUGGCUUCCAAGCACAUCCAGGUGACUUGCUGAUCUCCACCUACCCCAAGUCUGGAACCACCUGGAUCAGCGAGGUCAUAGACCUGAUCUAUAAAGGAGGUGAUGUGGAGAAAUGCAGACACCAACCCAUCUAUCUGCGAGUCCCAUUCUUGGAGUUUUCUGUGCAUGGAGUUCCCUCAGGCAUUGAGCUGCUCAAAAAAGCACCCCGACCAUGUCUAAUUAAAACUCACCUUCCUGUCCAGUUGCUUCCCAAAUCAUUCUGGGAAAAGGAUUGCAAGAUGAUCUACGUGGCCAGAAAUGCCAAAGAUGUGGCUGUCUCAUAUUAUUACUUCUACCAAAUGGCAAAAGUACAUCCUGAUCCUGGAACAUGGGAUGAAUUCCUGGAGAAGUUUAUGGCUGGAGACAUCUCUUUUGGAUCCUGGUAUGACCAUGUCAAAGGCUGGUGGGACAAGAGAAAAGAACAAAGGAUGCUGUAUCUUCUCUAUGAAGACAUGAAAGAGGAUCCACAACGGGAGAUCCGGAAGGUAAUGGAAUUCCUGGAGAGGCCCCCUGACGACCGCCUGGUUGAGGAGAUUGCACAUCACACCUCCUUCAAAGAGAUGAGUCAGAACCAGAUGGCCAAUUACACAAGCAUCCCCACCUCAAUUAUGGACCACAAGAUCUCCCCUUUCAUGAGGAAGGGAAUCACAGGCGAUUGGAAGAACCAAUUCACAGUGGCUCAAAAUGAGCGCUUUGAUGCUGAUUACCAGAGGCAAAUGGAAGGAACUACCCUGCAUUUCCGGACAGAGAUUUGAUUUCUGUUGUAUCCCUCCUUGGAUUGUAAAUUGUUUGGGGACAUGGACCUCUUCAUGUUGCCUGUGUAAUUCUGGAAGGUGUCAUGUGCCUUGAUGGUGUAAAGAUGAAGAUCAAGUCAAGAUGUCUUCAUGACCCCUUCAGGAAAGAGCCAGUUUUUCACAGUACUAUGCGCUGUUGCCAACUGCGAUGUAGUAUUGGAGCUGUUUGUCCCUGCCACUUCUUAUCAGCCUAUGUCUAGAACAAACAUGAACUAAUGUUCAGUUCAAUAGUUUGUUAAUUCUUGGCCUUCAUUCUUGACAGCAGACAUGGGAAGGAGUUCAAGAAAAUCUGCUUGUUACAUUAUGCCUCUCUCCCUCCCUCCCUCCCUCCCUCCCCCCCCCCUGCUUUUACCCUGGAGAGACUUUUUAAAACAGAUUGAUCUGGUCCCUAAAGUUCACUUCUUUUUUAUUAUAUAGUUGUUACAGAAUUUUAGUAAAUACACACAUUUUAUAUUACUGAAGUAAAACUUAUGACAAGCAUUUUAAUAAAUGCCCCAAAUAGUCAGAUUUAUAUUCUGUUCAUGUCUCUCAUUCCAUCCAUUAAUAAAGACUUUUUAUCUUGAA